AUGCGUUCGCUAUCUCUACUCGUGACUUUUGUAGCGACGCUGAUGCUUUUGCCCUUUGCAAGCGCGUUAAAGUAUAUCCAGACCUCGUCGCUCCUUACAUGUAUGGAGAAUUCGCAGUUUUCUGCAUCCUUUUUUGAUGUAACAUUUUUCCCUCAUAAUAGAAGUGCUAUUUUCAACGUGGAUGCAACGACUACCAUUAGUGAGAAGGUUGUUGCGAAGGCAGAGUUAAUUGUAUAUGGGUUAAACGUUUUGAACAAAAAAUUUGAUCUAUGUGAGCUCAAGGAAAAUGCAGUCUGUCCGUUAAGCGCCGGAAGAAUUGAAGUCAAAUCGUCUUAUACCUUGGACAAAGAUAACGAUCUAACAAAGAAAAUCCCAGGUAUUGCAUACACAGUUCCUGAUUUGGAUGCUCAAGUGCGUGUUAUUGCAUACUCUAGUAGUGAUACUGCAUUUGCAACACCACUAGCUUGCGUCCAAGCUGUUCUUUCUAACGGUAAAACCGUUCAAACUAAGUACGCGUCAUGGGCCAUUGCGGCUAUCUCUGGGUUGGGUGUCUUGACCUCAGCCAUAGUUUCCGUCAUUGGUCAUUCUACCACAGCAGCACAUAUCGCUUCAAACUCCAUCUCCUUGUUUGUUUAUUUCCAGAACUUGGCUAUCACUUCCAUGAUGGGUGUUGCUCGUGUACCUCCUAUUGCUGCUGCCUGGACUCAAAAUUUCCAAUGGUCUAUGGGUAUUAUCAACGUCAAGUUUCUACAAGAUAUUUUCGACUGGUACGUUAAGGCAACUGGUGGAACUCCAGUAGUCGUCGUUUCAAACAAAGAUAUUUUAUCCGUGUCAGUUCAAAAGAGAGGCUUGAGUUCUCACAUCAAGGACUUCGCAAGAAAAUCCAUUUCUAACAUUCAGCCUAGUAUUCAAAAGAGAACAUUAAUUGAUAGUGGUUAUGACUUCAGUAAACUUUUGUCCAAUACUGAAUUAUAUACGACAAAUGAAAGAAACACAACUGAUUAUUCAACUAAGGUCCUAGUUUUAACUGGUAUCAAACGUGUAGCAUACCUUGGAGGGAUUGAGUUGAGUAAUGUAUUUUUAACAGGUAUUGUAUUCACUCUUUUCUUCCUUUUCUGCAUGGUCGUUGGAAUGGCUGUUUUUAAAGCAGUCAUUGAGUUAUUGACCAAAGCUGGCUAUAUGAAAGAAACUUCGAAAUUUUAUGAAUAUAGGAGAUCAUGGGGUAGUAUUAUCAAGGGUACGCUUUACAGAAUUUGUAUUAUUGCAUUCCCACAGGUCUCAAUUCUAUCCAUCUGGGAGUUCACUCAACGUGAUUCGGUUGCCGUCGUUCUUGAUGCUGUCGCAGUAUUAGCGAUCAUUUCAAUACUAUUAGUAUACGGCGUGAGUAGGGUUGUGUUAAGAGGAAGAGAGUCAACUCGAUUAUACAAAACUCCAGCAUAUAUGCUUUAUGGUGAUUCGACUUUUUUGAACAGAUUUGGUUUCCUUUACGUUCAAUUUAAAGCUGAACUAUACUGGUGGUUAAUGCCUUUACUAGGAUAUACUUUCUUGAGAUCAUUGUUCGUAGCAGUGCUACAAGGAGAAGGUAAACCUCAAGCUAUGAUUGUUUUCAUCAUCGAGUUGGCAUAUUUUGUUGCUUUGUGUUGGGCUAGACCUUACUUGGACAAGCGUACAAAUGCCUUCAACAUCGUUAUCCAUGCUCUCAAUUUAUUCAACUCUCUUUUAUUUUUGUUUUUCUCAAAUCUCUUUGGACAACCUUCGGUUGUUUCUAGUGUCAUGGCAGUUAUCUUAUUCGUCGUUAAUGCAGUGUUUGCAUUAUUCCUUAUGAUAUUCACUAUUGUCACCUGUGUGUUAGCCUUAGUUUACAAGAACCCAGAUGCUCGCUACCAACCAAUGAAAGAUGACCGUGUGUCCUUUAUUCCUAAGGUUCAGCCCAAAAACGAUGCUGGUGAACUCUUUGACUUAGGUAGAACCGUGAUGAAUAACAACGACGGUUCUCCUGUAGAAUUUGAGAUGAAGCAUCCUAAUAGCUCCGCAAGACUUUUGUUUGAUGAAGAUAUUGACGAAUCUAACAGCACUUAUGAUGUAGGAUCUCAGUCGAGAAGAUUUGACUCUGGUAGUGUAAAUGAACCAUUACAACCUACAUCAGCAGUUAUGGGUGAUAAUACUACAAACUAUGCACGUAUACCAGCCGCUCCAAGCGGUAAUCUACGGAAACCAGAAACUUCCUUCUCUACAAAUACACAAUAUCAAGGUUACUCCGGUAGCAACCCAUAUCUGAAUGAAAAUCCUAGCUACACCAGCUUCAAUAAACCGAAGAAAAGUAGUCCCGAGAAUAAUAUGCCAUACUUGUGA
Messenger RNA from Kluyveromyces marxianus DMKU3-1042, 2352 nucleotides. RefSeq names its product flavin adenine dinucleotide transporter FLC2 (gene FLC2). The transcript has a single exon. The record is from RefSeq and is a predicted model, not a curated record. Gene Ontology annotation, biological process: transmembrane transport; fungal-type cell wall biogenesis. NCBI's taxonomy places the organism in Eukaryota, Fungi, Ascomycota, Saccharomycetes, Saccharomycetales, Saccharomycetaceae. Bases 1 to 2352 code for a protein of 783 amino acids.